Molecule: messenger RNA, 2277 nt
Organism: Lolium rigidum
Lineage: Eukaryota; Viridiplantae; Streptophyta; Magnoliopsida; Poales; Poaceae
Product: helicase sen1-like
Exons: 4
Coding region: 1-2277 (758 amino acids)
Molecular function (GO): helicase activity
Source: RefSeq, a predicted model, not a curated record
AUGGUUGACAACUCGUCAUGUUCCAAAAUAUCUCAGUAUUCUGCUCAUAGAUCAAUUGAUGGUCUUGGCCUUGAGAAGUUCAACUUAAAUGAUUCACAGCUGAAUGCAGUAGCAGACUGUUUCUCAGCAAUGGAGAACCACUCACCUUCCCUAAAACUCAUAUGGGGACCCCCUGGGACAGGUAAAACAAAAACCAUUAGCACUAUCCUGUGGGCAAUGCUCAUCAAGGACUUCAGGAUACUUACCUGUGCACCAACCAAUACUGCUGUGCUGGAAGUUGCAUCUCGGAUUGUCAGGCUUGUUGGAGAGUCUUCAGAUGGCAGCGGCUGCUUUCUGAACGAUAUUGUCCUGUUUGGGAACAAAGAUAGGAUGAAGAUAGAUGAUAGUCAUGAUCUUUCUGUGGUAUUCCUUGACUCGCGUGCAAAGCGGUUGUUGCCAUGUUACGUCCCAAUCACUGGUUGGAGGCAUUGCUUGUGCUCACUGAUCGAUCUUCUAGAGAAUCCCGUGACCAAGUACAAGCUGCACAUUGAGUAUAUUCUUGAGGCAAUCAAGGCCAUGGAGGAGGAGAUUCCUAAGGAGGAUAUGGACAAACUCCUCCUGCACCAGGAGGGCAAUUCAUUGCCCCUACAUUCUGAUUUAUGUUCCAAACCCAUCUCCAAAGAUCAUCUUAUCGCACUUCUCUUGGUGUUCCGCAAGCCAAUCCAUAAUGAAGCAUGGUAUGACUCUGAAGCUAUAAACAAAGCAUUCGGAGUACUACCAUUCAAGGAUUAUUUGAAAGGUAGUUACAACAUACUUUCAGAGAAUUUGGGCAAUUGCAUUGAGGUACUGUACAGCGAUCACCCAAGAAAUCCAGAAACAGGACAGAGUUUUCGGUGUAUGCUGGAAGUGCAUGAAUUGAUUGAAAUUCUCCAUGCAUUGGUAAAUUGGUAUACGGAUAAUGAUGAUAUAUGGCCAGAUGAAGUUCUUGAGGGAAAGAUAGAAGAGGACUGUAAUCCUGUUUCCUGGCCUGAGCAGUUAGCAUGUCUGCGGACUAACACAUGCAGUAAAUCUAAGUUCAAGCUGGCCAGAUCCCUGUGUGUGCAAGAAUUACGAUAUCUUCGCAAAAACUUGGAGGUUCCAGUUUUUUACAGCGCGAGGUCUGUCCAACUGUAUCUGUUGCAGCGAGCAAAAUGUAUUCUCUGUACAGUUUCUAGCUCAUUCAGGUUGUACAAUGUGCCCAUGGACAAUUCUGAUUCUGAUAUAACUGGAUUGAUGAAGCCUGAAAAUUUCAAUCCUGUGGAGUUGCUGAUUGUUGACGAGGCUGCACAGCUCAAAGAGUGCGAGACCUUAAUUCCCUUGCAGCUGCCUGGCAUAAGGCAAGCUGUUUUCAUUGGAGACGAAUAUCAGUUACCUGCUCUGGUGAAAAGUAAAAUAUCUGACAAUGCUAAGUUUGGGCGAAGUGUUUUUGAGAGGUUAAGUAUGCUCGGCUAUGGUAAGCACCUUCUGAAUGUGCAAUACAGGAUGCACCCAAAAAUAAGCAGGUUUCCAGUUGUUACAUUUUACGAUGGCAAGAUAUUUGACGGUCCCAAUGUCACUAAUAAAAGUUAUGAAAAGAGGUUUUUAGCAAGUGAUGUUUUUGGGUCGUACUCGUUCAUAAAUGUAGAUGGAGGACAUGAAACAACUGAGAAGCACGGUCGUAGCCUGAAAAACACAAUUGAAGCUGCUGCAGUUUCGCGGAUAGUGCAGAGGUUGUUCAAAGAGUCAUUCUCUACAGGAAUCAAGAUCUCUGUUGGUGUUGUGUCCCCAUAUAAUGCUCAAGUUAGAGCAAUCAAUGAAAAACUCGGAAAAUCCUACAAUAAGCAUGAAGGUUUCUCUGUGAAAGUGAAAUCUGUGGAUGGUUUCCAAGGUGCAGAGGAAGAUAUCAUUAUCAUAUCAACAGUGAGGAGCAACAAGGCUGGUUCUGUUGGAUUUCUUACAAACAUGCAGAGGACCAAUGUUGCUCUGACAAGGGCUAAGCACUGUUUAUGGAUAGUAGGAAAUGGGAUGACUUUGUCCAACAGCAAAUCUGUUUGGCAGAAGAUAGUCAAAGAUGCGCAAGAUCGAGGAUGCUAUUUUGACGCCAGUGAAGACAAAGAUCUGUCAAAUGCGGUAAUCAGGGCCGUGAUUGAGCUUGACGAUGCUGAGAAUUUGGUGAAGAUGGACUCGCUGCAUAUAAGCAGGCCAAGGAUUCAGGUAUUUCCAAAGGACUUCGCAAAAGCGCUGUCAUAUGGUCAUAUCACCCUAGCAAGUGUGAGCUAA